Schizosaccharomyces octosporus yFS286 is the source of this 300-nucleotide messenger RNA. RefSeq names its product DASH complex subunit Dad5. Bases 1 to 300 code for a protein of 99 amino acids. Lineage: Eukaryota; Fungi; Ascomycota; Schizosaccharomycetes; Schizosaccharomycetales; Schizosaccharomycetaceae. Gene Ontology annotation, biological process: attachment of spindle microtubules to kinetochore. The record is from RefSeq and is a predicted model, not a curated record. Gene Ontology annotation, cellular component: DASH complex. The transcript has a single exon.
AUGCGUCGUUCUACAAUCGUUCCAACCGUUACCAAUACAACUGGAAACGUUCCUUUUGUCAAUUCCCACAAUAAUUUCGCUCCUUCUCCCAACCAAGUCAAAGCCGUCCAAAUGAACCAUCUUGCUGACCAGCUGUCUCAAUUGCAAGCAAAUUUAUCCCAUCUCGAAAAUCAUCUUCACGUUACCGCCAUCCAAGCCGAAGCAAUUCGACGUAUGGGUGCUCUUCAAGCUUCUUUAUUGAUGGCUUCUGGUCGCGUCCUGUCCGAAUCCAACAUGACUUUUUUCCAACAGGAAAAGUGA